AAUUCUCUAUGUAUGGGGGGGGCAAUGACUCAGACCACAGUGGGAGUAGCAAUAGUUUUAGCUCAUCUUCUUGUGUUUCUCCAACAAGCCAGAAAUCUAUGGUGGGUCAGAGUCAGAGUCAGAGUCAGAGCCAUGGUGGUGGGUCGCAGUGGAAGUCUGUGAUCGAUGGUUUGAAGAAGAAAUCAAUGAGAAGGCUAUCAACCAUAUCUUCUUUCACUGCGAGCUAUGAUCUUUCGAGGAAGAAUUAUCUGAGGAGGAAAUUGGCUAGGAUUCGAAGCGCCGAGGAUGGAAUUCAAUGCGGUGAGGAUCAUGAGAUUCCCAUACCCAAACCUUCUUGGAGGAACUUUGAUUUUGCUGAACUUGCGGCUGCUACAGACAAUUUUAGCUCUGAGAACUUGAUUGGAAAAGGGGGGCAUGCAGAGGUGUACAAAGGGUGCUUAUCUGAUGGUGAAGUUGUAGCAGUUAAAAAGAUAACAAAGAAAGAGAAGAAAGACGAGGAUAGAAUACGUGAAUUCUUGUCUGAGGUUGGAAUUAUUGCACACAUAGACCAUCCCAAUGCUGCUCGAUUGCUUGGUUUCGGGAUAGAUGGUGGUCUGCAUCUUGUCCUUCAAUAUUCCCCGCACGGCAGCCUGGCUUCUCUGUUAUUCGGUUCAUCUGAGUGUCUGGAGUGGAAGAUAAGGUUUAAGGUGGCUGUAGGGGUGGCGGAAGGAUUGCAAUAUCUCCAUCACAAAUGCAACAGACGAAUUAUUCACAGAGACAUCAAAGCCUCCAAUGUAUUACUCACCCAAGAUUUCGAUGCUCAGAUUUCUGAUUUUGGACUCGCAAAGUGGCUGCCAGAAAAAUGGGCUCACCAUGUUGUUUUCCCUAUUGAGGGCACAUUCGGGUAUUUGGCCCCAGAAUACUUUAUGCAUGGGAUUGUUGAUGAGAAAACUGAUGUAUUUGCAUUUGGAGUCUUAUUACUGGAGAUCAUAACUGGCCGCCGUGCUGUUGAUUCAAGUAGACAAAGCCUUGUCAUCUGGGCAAAACCGCUGCUGGACACGAAUAAUAUUAAGGAAUUAGCAGAUCCUCGGUUAGGAGAUGCAUAUGAUGUUAGUGAGAUGAGACGCGCUAUGUACAUGGCUUCAAUGUGCAUCCACCACUUACCUUCCAUGCGUCCUGACAUGAACCGGCUUGUGCAGCUACUAAAGGCUGAUGAUGGACCUCUUGAACUGAAACAAAAGUUUACAGAAGCCAGAUCACACCUUUUCAGUGCUAGUGACCUGGAAGAUUAUACUUGCACAAACUAUCUCAACGACCUCAAUCGUCACAGGCAACUUGUGAUGGAGUAAUUAAUCCUCAAAUUCUGUUCUAUUGUCACUUCUGCUGCAGCUGCAAGAGUUCCUUCCUGUAAAUUGCUUUUGUGAGACUUAUAAAAUUGUAUGGCCCAGCAGUUCCGUGGGUGAAGUUUUUUUUACCAGCUACUAGUAUGUUUCCUCAGGCUUUCAACAUUAAGCAUCGUUGUCUGUCCUAAACCUAUAGAGCACACGAUUACUGGGAAAAACUCUCCACGAGAAACUGUAGGGAAAAACAAUUUGUGUACAGGGUGUUUUCUAUUGCAAUUUCCAAAAUUGGAAAUCCAACAAUUUGCUUAAAAGUUUGAAUGUGUUUCAGGUUUCAGCUUCAAUUCCCAGUUUGUAUAAACUAGUACUCGGUAUGUAUGUAUAUUAUUGCAAUAAUGUUGACAAUUUUUUUUCUUUUUUGAGAAACAAUGUUGACAAAAUUAAUUUCUAGUACUAGUAGUCAUUUCUUGUUUGUAUAAAAAUAAAAUUUUAA
This is a messenger RNA of Quercus lobata, 1812 nucleotides long. Its product is annotated as Protein kinase superfamily protein. Gene Ontology annotation, molecular function: protein kinase activity; ATP binding. Gene Ontology annotation, biological process: protein phosphorylation. Lineage: Eukaryota; Viridiplantae; Streptophyta; Magnoliopsida; Fagales; Fagaceae. The record is from RefSeq and is a predicted model, not a curated record. The coding region runs from base 9 to 1328 and encodes 439 amino acids. The transcript has 7 exons.